ACAGACUGGCUACCUGGUCCUGAGAUGUUCCUGUCACAUUCCAGAUAUCCUCCACCUCAUUACUGUUGUCUUGUACUCCUGGGGGUUAUGCGGGCCUUUGGUUAAUUCUUGGGAUCCCUGACCUGAGCCUAGGGUAGGGGUUCUAGCUUCCACUUUUUUCUUUUUUUGUGGUGAUGUACUGUUUGAGCAGCUGAGAGUGAGCACACACACCCUACAGUCACCAGUGAUUCAGAGACCAGCUGGGACUAAUGUGGAAACAAAAUGUCUCCUGGGGAAGGGGGAGGUAACUGGAAGAAGGGAUCCCUUGGUUCUCAGGCCUCUAGCACUUCCAGCCUGAACAUACAUGGGCAGAGUGCUCGCUGACCUGGCACUUCCUGUACAUUCUGAUGGCUGAGGUAGGGGCUCUUGGGCCCCUUCAGAAAUGUCCCAAGACUGCCCUGCAGGGGCUAGGAGAGCCCAGGAACCGCAGGCUGCCCUCAGGUAGGGGCUGAGCCCUGCCCAGAGAGGCUCCUCCUCCAGCUCUAGAGUAGAGGCAGGAUAUCCCAUAGCCUCGCCCACUAAUGGGAGGCGUGGGCAGGAGGCUCGGGACACAAGGACCCGGACCUGUCGACCUGCUCGGCCCAGGCCAGCUACCACCACCCAUGGGGAACAGCCACUGUGUCCCUCAGCCCCCCAGGAGGCUGCGGGCCUCGUUCUCCAGAAAGCCCUCCUUGAAGGGAAACAGAGAAGACAGCGCAAGGAAGCUGGCUGGCCUGUUUGGCGCCGAAGCAAUCCCUGAUGGGGACACUGCGGCCGACAAGAUCUUCCACUACAUCCCGGGGCCGGACAUACCAGGCCUGGAAGGUCAGCCAGAAAACCUGGAGCAGCCAUUCCUGAGUGUGUUCAAGAAGGGUCGGCGGAAGACAUCUGUGAGGAACCUGGGCAAGGUUGUACACUAUGCUAAGGUCCAGUUACGGUUCCAGCACAGUCAGGACACCAGUGACUGCUACCUGGAACUGUUCCCUUCCCACCUCUACUUCCAGGCCCAUGGUUCUGAAGGGCUCACAUUCCAGGGGCUGUUACCACUGACAGAGUUGAAUGUCUGCCGGCUUGAUGGGUCCAGAGAGCAUGCCUUCCAAAUCACAGGCCCGCUGCCUGCCCCGCUCCUUGUUCUCUGCCACAGUGAGGCUGAGCUCAACCGCUGGCUCUACCAUCUGGAAAAGCAGAUGGCUCUUGUGGGUGGACUGCAGCGCUGCCACUCAGCACCUCCACAGCUCAGUCUGACCCGGCUGCGGAGGGCAUCAGGGCAUGAAUCCAUGGGCAGCGCCAUCUGUGCAUCGAGGGUCAAGCUGCAGCACCUGCCCUCCCAGGAGCAGUGGGACCGGCUCCUGGUUCUGUACCCAGCAUCCCUCGCCAUCUUCUCUGAGGAGCCAGAUGGGCUUGGCUUUAAGGGGGAGCUGCCACUGAGCGCCAUCCACAUUAACCUGGAGGAGAAAGAAAAGCAGAUCCGCUCCUUCCUGAUUGAAGGCCACCUCAUCAACACCAUCCGUGUGGUAUGUGCCAGUUACGAAGAUUAUAGCCACUGGUUACUCUGCCUUCGGACUCUCUCCCGCAGGGAUGGGAUCUCCCUGUUACCUGGCCCUGACAGCAUCCCAGCUCUACAAGGGCCCACACAGACCAGCUGGAACUUAGCGUGCCCAGUACCUCCCCCGACCCGCACCAGCCGCUCCCUCCCUGAAUCCUCAGUGCCAUCCACUGCAGGCUGCUCUGCCCGACCUGCACCUGACCAGGCCAACCCUGACUGUGCCAGCAUUGGCCGGAGGAGGGCAGAGCUGAGGCGCAGCGGCAGCAGCCGGUCACCCAGGGGCAAGACCCGAGGGGAAGUGCGUGGCCUGGCCUCCCCACUUCCUCUGCACCUCGAUCUGACCAAGGUGAGUGGACUGGCCCAGGAGGGCAGCACAGAGGCUCCAGACCUUUCUGUGGACACCCCACAUUCCCCACUCUACGCUGAUCCCUACACACCACCAGCCACCUCCCACCGCAAGAUCACAGAUGUCCAAGGCCUGGAUGAGUUCCUCAGUGCAAUGCAGAACUCCUGUGGACCUGAGCCAUCAAGCCCAUUUCCCUCGGUCCCUGUGUCUGUGCCUGUCUCUGACCCCAUCUCUGGCAUCUCCAGCUCAUCUGGGCCCCCGGGCCCCCCCUUGCUCACUAAGAAAAGUGCCCUGCAGUCCCGAGCCUCCCAGAGACACCGGGGCUCCUUCAAGGGUCAGGGGCCACGGCCCCCAGACUCCCCUCAGCUUGUCAAUUCUGCUAGGGACAGUUCACCUGGCCCCCUGCUGCCUCUCUCAGAUGGAGAAGUCCCCACCCGGGACAAAACUUCAUCUCCCUCUCACCAGAAGUGGCAACGGCUCAGGAGGCCCGAGGUGGAAAGAGGGCUCAUCCAGUGGAUCUGACAGCCUCCAGGGGGACUGCUUCUUAGAUCACUAUCAGUCAGCACCAGCCUGGAGGGGAGUCUGCAGCCACCCCAACCCUCUGGUCCAUAUUAAACCUGGAAGGGUCUGACCCCAACAGGUCAAGGGGUAUCUCCAGAACUCUGAGGGUGGAAGCUCCCCUCGCCUGGCUCUAACUCCUCAGCUCCAGCAAGUGGAGCAGCAAGGAAGAGGUGACUCUUCUAGUAACAGACCAGGGAGGGACAUCAGGGAGAUUCUUGGCAUCUUCAGGGGCCAGGCCCCUAGGGAAGGAAGGGGGGAGGGGGACAGAGUGUGUCUCUAGAAGUGGGGAACAGCAUGGCCGUGGAAUACAGAAGGCUGAAAAAGUCAGGUUGUCAAGAUCAGUGUGAAUGAGUUUAGAGGGCAUGAGGGUCAGAGGUUAGUAAGGUGUGAUCUGUCACAAGCAGAAUGGGGAGAUGUGCCCAGUGAGGAAGGUGGAAAGUCUGGCAUUGUUGAGCAUAUGGGGUAAGGCUGGUCGGAGAAACCAACACCAUAAACAAGAAAGAAAGA
This is a messenger RNA of Jaculus jaculus (lesser Egyptian jerboa), 2978 nucleotides long. RefSeq names its product pleckstrin homology domain containing N1 (gene Plekhn1). The transcript has 16 exons. Gene Ontology annotation, cellular component: cytoskeleton; mitochondrial membrane. Gene Ontology annotation, molecular function: phosphatidylserine binding; cardiolipin binding; phosphatidic acid binding. NCBI's taxonomy places the organism in Eukaryota, Metazoa, Chordata, Mammalia, Rodentia, Dipodidae. Bases 561 to 2432 code for a protein of 623 amino acids. The record is from RefSeq and is a predicted model, not a curated record. Gene Ontology annotation, biological process: response to hypoxia; positive regulation of apoptotic process; 3'-UTR-mediated mRNA destabilization.